AUACUGUGAAAGGCCUACCGAUCUGCCGCAAGUCACGCCUUCUGCAAGACCAGAUUGCCAUAUUGAGGGGGGCCAGCUGUAAGGCAACAGCUCAGGGGCGGCUAAUAUCUUGACUGAUUCCUCUUGUAGAUUCUGCCUUGUAGAUGGUUCCACUCCAACAGCUGCGUCCGCUCCGGGCCAAACAGACAGUGUACCGUCUCAAAUCCAACCAGGGUAGGUCCAUAACUUUCAUGAGAUGGAAUGUAGCUGGACGGAAGUUGCGGAACUCCGCGAAGCUCAGGUUCUAAGAAAUGACGAUGACAGACACGUGCAAGAUACUAGCCACAAUGAGUCUCCUGAAGCUCCAGGCCACAGCCAUGAGCCGGCUCAUGGCGGACACGGUGCCGGCGAAAGCAGUAAUAGAGAAGGGUCGUCUUCUAUGGAAGAGAGCUCUGGAGGACACGGCCAUGCCAAGAUGGGUGGCAUCGCAAAGUGUGAUGCAGAACGAGUUGGAGACUCGGACCUUACCUUUCGAGUGGCUAGCAUCUUCAUCGUCCUAGCGACCAGCUCCGUCGCCGUCCUGGGACCUAUCGGGAUCAGAAAGUGGACCCGUAUACGAAAAGAUGGUCUGGUUUUCACUGCUAUCAAGCAAUUUGGGACGGGCGUUAUUAUUGCAACGAUUUUUAUUCACCUCCUUUCGCAUGCAUUCUUACAAUUCCUUAACCCCUGCCUUGGAGAGCUGUCAUUUGAGAGCACAGCAACCGUUAUUGCAAUGGCGGGCGUCUUCAUUUCGUUUUUGGUGGACUAUGCAGGUCUUCGGUAUCUCUCGUCCAGGGCAAAACACGGGACAUCCACGGAUAUAUAUCCAUCUCGCAUCCUGGCACCUCUACAACAACGCGAUAUGAAGAGUCCGAGAGCGAUUGAGCGGGACCUAGCAAUAUGGGACCAGGAAGGAAUCGCUCAGCAUGAGAAGGAAAAGCUACAUGUUAUGAUCAUGGAAGCGGGAAUGAUUUUCCAUUCGAUCUUGCUCGGUGUCUUACUGACUGUGACGCCCGCCGCCAACUUUACGGUCCUCUUCGCCGUCAUCCUCCUCCAUCAACUCUUUGAAGGUCUGGCGCUUGGUGCCCGAAUCGCUACGCUCUGGCAUCCGACACUUCUCAGCAAACUACUCUACGGAGUGGCGUUUGCGGUGACAGCCCCGAUUGGUAUGGCUAUCGGUCUCAUCGUCCGCCACACUUUCAAUGAGAACGAUCCGAGAACGAUCCAAACGGUGGGGGCGAUGGAUGCUUUGAGUGCCGGAGUUUUAAUCUGGGUGGCAGUGGUGGAGAUGUGGAGUGAGGACUGGCUACGUGGUGAACUGAGCAAUGCGGACUGGAAAGAGGUGUCAGUGGGACUGAUUAGUCUUGGGGGGGGAGCUGGAGUUAUGACAGUCCUUGGAAUAUGGGAAUGAUGCUAAAGUGCAAAGGUUCUCUGUUAAUUACCAGAGCGCUGCGCAGCUGUACGCGCGAUCAAUUCUAAAUCCGGGUUGCAGCAUUGCUCGACGUGAUGGUGCUUCUGUAUCCGUCAGAACUAGCCACUAAUAAUCAGUUU
This is a messenger RNA of Eremomyces bilateralis CBS 781.70, 1569 nucleotides long. Its product is annotated as Zip-domain-containing protein. Gene Ontology annotation, molecular function: zinc ion transmembrane transporter activity. The coding region runs from base 236 to 1429 and encodes 397 amino acids. NCBI's taxonomy places the organism in Eukaryota, Fungi, Ascomycota, Dothideomycetes, Eremomycetales, Eremomycetaceae. The transcript is spliced from 4 exons. Gene Ontology annotation, cellular component: plasma membrane. Gene Ontology annotation, biological process: zinc ion transmembrane transport. The record is from RefSeq and is a predicted model, not a curated record.